UCUUCCUACUUGUACCAAGUUCUCACUUUUCACAGACCAACAGCACAACAGAGCAUCGACCGAAUUCCACGCGCGAGAUUAUUCAGAUAAGCAGCGAAUCCAUGGGAGUGGGCAUGAAGCGCGCGAGGGAGGAGGAGCGGGUUGUGUCGCUGGCGCUGUCGCUCAGCACAGACUCCUCGGCGACGUCCACCACGACGUCGGACAGCUCGACCGGUGCGCCGGCGAUGGUCCCCAGGAAGAGGGCGCGGCGGGGGAGAGCUGUGGCCACGUCCGGGGAGGGGGAGUUUGUGUGCAAGACUUGCGGGCGUGCCUUCGAGACGUUCCAGGCGCUGGGCGGGCACCGGACCAGCCACCUCCGCGGCCGCCAUGGGCUGGAGCUCGGCGUCGGCGUCGCCAGGGCCAUCAAGCAGCGGAAGCGGCAGGAGGACAAGCAGCACGACUGCCACAUCUGCGGGCUGGGCUUCGAGACGGGCCAGGCGCUGGGCGGGCACAUGCGGCGGCACCGCGAGGAGAUGUCACUCAGCGGCGCCAUGGACCGGUGGGUCGCGCUGUCGGAUCAAGAGGCUGGGCACCAGCACGCCGCCGUGGACCGGCCGCCAGUCUUGCUCGAGCUUUUUGUCUAGUUAGCUAGCUGGAUCUUUGUGCAGCUCUGCUUGUUAGUAGUUCAGGACUUAUUUCGCAGAAAAAAAAAUCAUGACUUGUACAUAUCUUCAGAAUGAGAUUGGCUCAUCGCUCGAGCGGUUCGUUUUCUUAACAGAUACUGUACAUAGCUAAGACAAAUUCUUUUGUUGUAAAUGUGAUUGACAGAAUCUUGUUCUCA
Triticum dicoccoides is the source of this 820-nucleotide messenger RNA. RefSeq names its product zinc finger protein ZAT5-like. NCBI's taxonomy places the organism in Eukaryota, Viridiplantae, Streptophyta, Magnoliopsida, Poales, Poaceae. Bases 102 to 623 code for a protein of 173 amino acids. The record is from RefSeq and is a predicted model, not a curated record. The transcript has a single exon.